Messenger RNA from Colletotrichum destructivum, 1243 nucleotides. RefSeq lists its product as uncharacterized. The transcript is spliced from 2 exons. The record is from RefSeq and is a predicted model, not a curated record. Lineage: Eukaryota; Fungi; Ascomycota; Sordariomycetes; Glomerellales; Glomerellaceae. The coding region runs from base 398 to 1102 and encodes 234 amino acids. Gene Ontology annotation, cellular component: endomembrane system; membrane.
GACCGCGCCGCUGGGAUCCAUCAGUGACCUCAUGACGAAGCCUUCUGAUGCCAACGGACAAUUGCAAGUUGCCGCAGCCCCGUCAGCCUGACGAUGCAUCAAUGCUGCCUUGAUUGGCUGCUGUGAACGUCCUCGGGACCAGUUGCAAAUAAAAGCUUUAUGGCUUCGUUCCCCUCUUCGCAAAGUUCGUCUCAGUGUAACCAAAAAGGCCAGUCCGUUCCAUUUCUCAGAGACAUUUUCUCCCUUAACAGCUCAUUUCCCUUUGCGCCCCCCCCCCCCCCCCGUGUCUAAUCGCGAAAACUGUCAUCUCAUCAUCCCUUAUCACAACAACUUGAUCCUCAAACACAUCGCAACUUCGGAUCGCACAGGACUCUUGUCACCUGAGCUCAGAACCAAAAUGGCCAAACAUCACCUGCAACGGCUGGAAUCGCCGUCUCGUUCAGUCUCCUUGGUGCUGCACAUUGCCGGCAUCCUCUCGUUUCUUGCUUCGUUCAACUUCUUGAGCGGGCUCACUCAUGACAUCUCCAUGGGCUUCGGAGGGAACUACCAGCACCUCACCAACAUCGGUUUGAUUCUGUCCUUUGUGACGUUCACAACAGGAUUGCUGGCCGACAUCACGUUGAACCCUUCGCUGUUUGCUGUCAAGAACGCUUUGUCAAUCACGGCGGCACCGUUGGAAGUACUCAUCAGCAUCCUGUACUGGGGAAUUCGGUCCAUCGACAAGCGGUUGUUGAUACCGGAAGGGUUCGAGCUCCAUUGGUUGCCAGACGUCGGUUUUCAUCUGGUCCCAGCUGUCGUCCUAUCUCUCGACCUCAUCCUGUUCAGCCCCCCAUGGACGAUUCGUGCGUACUCGGCCAUGUCAAUCAGCAUGAUUUUUGCAUUCUUGUACUGGGGCUGGGUUGAGUUGUGCUUCAGUAAGAACGGAUGGUACCCCUAUCCUAUCUUUGACGUCCUCAACACUGUACAGCGAGUUGGAUUGUUCACAUUCUCUGCGGCAUUGAUGACGGCUAGCACGAGCCUCCUGAAAUGGGUGUAUGGGCGAUUCAAUGGCUACGAACAGAUGGAGAAGGACGCUUACAAGCCCCUGAAAAAGACGCUCUAGGUAGAGCGGUCUUGGAUGCGGCUGCGAAACGGUUAUUGGACGACUGAUUGAUUUUAGAGUAUCGCCGACAUCGGUAUCAUCAGGCGUAGGACGACUAAGUAGAGUAGGUUGAAUAUGGCUAGAAGUGCUAUGGUUUGAUUC